GUGGCACAUUGCUUUUCAUUUUUGAGUGUGUGAAAGAGAAAAGAAAACCGUCACCAAUAAAGGGAGAGACCUCAGUAAACCUAAACUGGUCCCCUGUUUUUUCUCCUAGACUUGCUCAGUUGCUCUGCAUGUAGCACUAAAUGCUUUCUCUGUGUCGGGUACUGUUUUGUCAACUACCUUCCAUUCCUCCUUCAUUAUACUCUUCUUCCAUUUCUUCUAAUUCCACACCCAUUUAUUGCUUCUUUUUAUAGUUCUUGUUCUGCUUUCUCUCUCUUUUUUGCUCGUGUUUUGCUCUCUGUGUUUUCAGUCUUCUCCUUCUCCCAAGAAAAAAAGAACAUUCCUUUAAUUAGCCAUUAUAGGUUAUUUAUUUCGCAUUUCUUGAUGGGGUUUUAGCAAGAUUCUUGCAGCAUUAAUUGUUUGGUAGCUCUAUCUCGACUUCUCUUCACAUUUAGACUUUAACGCUUCUCAUUUUCACUGAACUGGGACGGGGCCAGCCAGGACAUUUCUUUCCACUUGGGGUUAUUCAUGAUUAGCCAAGAAUUCUAAGGUCCAAUCUUGGAGGAAAUUUGGCUCCAUUUGAAGACACUGUUAAAUGGGUUGCUUCAAGAUUCUUGUGAUAGUGUUGGUUAUACGUGCUUUCUUCAUAACAAACACUUACCAGUUACAGUCCUAUGAAAUUCAAGCUCUUCUUCAGUUGAGAAAGCACUUAGAAUAUCCAAGUCAGCUAAAUGUUUGGGAGAAUUACAAUGGCGAUUUUUGUAGUUUGACUUCAACACCGCAUAUGAGCAUUACUUGUCAAGACAACUCUGUUACUGAGCUCAGAAUCAAAGGAGAUAAGUUGGUUAAGUUAACUGAAUUUAAUGGAUUUCCAAUUCCCAAUCAAACAUUAUCUGAGGGUUUCUCCAUUGCUUCCUUUGUUACCACUUUGACAAGGUUAAAUAACUUAAAGGUUCUUGCUUUAGUUUCUCUUGGUAUUUGGGGACCCCUUCCUGAUAAAAUUCAUAGGUUGGGUUCUCUUGAACUUUUGGAUAUGAGUUCAAAUUUUCUAUUUGGUUCUGUUCCUUUACAAAUGUCAAGAUUGGUAAAGCUUCAUACUUUAACCUUUGAUGGCAAUUUUUUCAAUGAUACUAUCCCUGAUUGGUUCGAUUUAUUAACCAAUCUCACUAUACUAAGCUUGAAGAACAAUAGGUUGAAGGGUCAGUUUCCUAUUUCGUUGUCUAAAAUCACCACCCUAACUGACAUUGUUCUGUCACACAAUGUGCUUUCUGGUAAAUUACCGGAUUUAACCGCCUUGUCUAAUUUGCUUUUAUUGGAUUUAAGGGAAAAUCAUUUGGGUUUUGAACUACCACCCUUGCCAAAAGGAGUUACCACAGUUCUUCUUAGUAGUAACGCUUUUUCGGGUGAAAUUCCGGUAGAAUUUGGCAUACUGAAUCAACUUCAACACCUUGAUCUGUCGAAUAAUUCUCUGAGUGGAACGCCGCCUGCUGACUUGUUCUCUUUGUCAAGCAUUAGUUACUUGAAUUUAGCGUCUAACGUUCUUAGUGGUUCGCUUCCUAACCUUCUACAUUGUGGGGGUGAACUUGGUUUUGUUGAUAUUUCUGAUAAUAGAUUGGUUGGUAUGCUUCCUUCUUGCUUGAACACAAUUUCGGAUAAGCGAAUUGUUAAGGUUGGUGAAAAUUGCUUGUCUAUUCACACUCAAUAUCAGCAUUCAGAGGGCUAUUGCAAACAAGCAAAUUCGGAAAAGAAAUGGAUCACUGGAAAAGAAAUAGCAUUAUUGGCAGGUGUUAUUGGGGGAAUUCUAAUUGUUGUGGUGUUUCUAUUAGUUGUGCUUCUCGUCAUUCGUAGAAGAAGACAUGCACACAACAUGAUGGAUCAACACAUGUUUCCGAAAGUUGUGCAACGUAAUACACAACCCGGAAUUCCAUCUGAACUCCUAGCAAAUGCCAGAAUCAUUUCUCAAGCGGCAAACGUAGGAUCACAAGAUGCCACAUCAUAUCGGGUGUUCUCCAUGGAAGAAUUGCUAGAAGCAACAGAAAAUUUUGAUCAGUCGGCAUUACUUGGUGAAGGGUCAGUUGGAAAAAUUUACAAGGGAAGAUUAGAGAAUGGAGUUUACAUUGCUGUAAGGUCAUUAAAUGUGUACAGAAAAUACUCUAACCGGAACCUCAAACUACGAUUGGAUUUAUUGUCAAAGUUUCGUCACCCCCAUUUAGUUAACCUUCUCGGUCACUGCAUUGAUGGCGGAGCACCAGAUGAUUCAACUGUGCCCAGAAUUUUUCUCAUAUAUGAAUAUAUCUCUAAUGGAAACUUCCGUGCUCAUCUAUCAGCUGUACCUGCAGAAAAUAGUCCAAGAAAGAUCCUCAAGUGGUCAGACAGGUUGUCAGUGCUGAUUGGUGUUGCCAAGGCUGUGCACUUUCUUCACACAGGCAUAAUUCCUUCUUCAUUUAGCAAUCGCUUGAAGACGAGUAAUAUAUUGCUUGAUGAGCAUAACAUGGCAAAACUUAGUGAUUAUGGGAUGUCCAUCCUUAUGGAAGAAAGUGAAAAGGCCAAACGAGAUGACUUCACCUCCUGGCAUAUGACAAAGAAAGAGGACGAUGUUUAUAACUUUGGUUUCAUACUACUGGAGUCACUGGUGGGUCCUGCUGUUAGUGGAAAAGGAGAAGCAUUUUUGCUUAAUGAAAUGGCAUCCUUUGGUAGCCAAGAUGGUCGACGCAGAAUUGUGGAUCCAAUAGUGCUAACCACUAGCUCCCAAGAGUCUUUGUCAAUUGUAAUAUCCAUCACCAACAAAUGCAUAUCUCCAGAGUCAUCAACUCGUCCCUCGUUUGAGGAUGUACUCUGGAACCUACAAUAUGCAGCUCAAGUCCAAGCUACAUCAGGUGCUACGUCGCCAUCAUGAGCUAUUUCAGAAGUUCAACUGCAUUGAAUCAACGGUAUUUAAUUUGGUCAUAGCAUGGGAGCAAGUUAGCUGAUUUCAUGAUGGUUGUGGAAGUACCAACCGGUAGGCUAACCUCAAGGCUCAAGUUUAAGCUAUCCCACAUUGUCUUUAUUUUGCAUUAGAAUUGUAAAUUAUAUUUAUCAAUUCUUUGAUUCUAGUAAUAGGUGAUGUUUGCAUAGCAAAGGCUCUAAUUUUAAAUUGUAUCCUAGGGGUACAACUAGAACAAUAGUACUGAGCUGUAUUUGUUGUUUCUUGUGAAAGAUCAAUAUUUUUGGUCCAGAUUAUAAUUGCAAAUAGGCAAUUGAACU
Lycium barbarum (goji berry) is the source of this 3240-nucleotide messenger RNA. Its product is annotated as probable inactive leucine-rich repeat receptor-like protein kinase At3g03770. Gene Ontology annotation, biological process: protein phosphorylation. The transcript is spliced from 7 exons. Lineage: Eukaryota; Viridiplantae; Streptophyta; Magnoliopsida; Solanales; Solanaceae. The record is from RefSeq and is a predicted model, not a curated record. The coding region runs from base 593 to 2893 and encodes 766 amino acids. Gene Ontology annotation, molecular function: protein binding; protein kinase activity; ATP binding.